UACCACCUCGUGGUGCAUCGUGCGCGCCGAUAUGACGCGAAACAGCUGUUUACAUAAAUUAUGCCUUUUGUGCGUUAUCUUGUUAGAAUUGCGCAACAACGAUGCGAGUGAGGACGCGGCUCAAAAGAAUGUGCUGCUAUUUCUGGCUGACGAUGCGGGAUUUGAAAUGCGAUCCUACUUGAAUAAAAUCUGUCAGACUCCCAACUUGGAUAAGCUAGCAAAGGAGAGUCUACUGUUCAACAAUGCGUACACGUCAGCCAGCAGCUGUUCGCCAAGUCGUUCUGCAAUAUUGACUGGAUUACCAAGUCAUCAAAAUGGAAUGUAUGGUCUCCACCAUGGUGUUCAUCAUUUCAAUUCUUUUGAAAACAUUCAAAGUUUGCCAAAAAUACUGAAAAGAAACAAUAUCAAAACAGGAAUUAUUGGCAAGAAGCAUGUAGGCCCUAGUGAAGUUUACCGAUUUGAUUUUGAACGAACAGAAGAAGACAAUUCUAUUCUUCAAGUAGGUCGCAAUAUCACUCAUAUUAAGCUGCUGGUGCGCGAGUUUCUUUCAUACAACAAGACAGAACCCUUCUUUCUACUCGUUGCCUUCCACGAUCCUCAUCGUUGCGGACAUAGUCAUCCAGAGUAUGGCAAUUUUUGCGAGAAAUUCGGCAAUGGAGACGUCGGGAUGGGCACAAUCCCGGACUGGAGUCCAAUAUAUUAUCAAUGGGAUCAAGUUAAAGUACCCUACUACGUUCAAGACACAGAAGCUGCCAGGAGAGACAUUUCUGCUCAGUAUACGACGAUAUCUCGCUUGGACAAAGGUGUUGGCCUUGUGCUCGAAGAACUCAAAAAUGCUGGCUAUAAAGAUAACACAUUGGUGCUUUACACCUCUGAUAAUGGUAUACCCUUCCCAAAUGGCCGAACAAACUUGUACGACCCAGGUAUAGCCGAACCGAUGAUGAUUUCGUCGCCGAUACGUGGCCACAGGAAAAACAGUGUAACAUACAGCAUGACGUCUUUGCUGGAUAUAGUUCCGACAAUAUUAGAUUGGUUUAACAUGACUCACGAGAAUCAGUCGUCGGAUCUCGACAAAGUGCAGCUUACUGGCAAAUCGCUCCUACCGCUUCUCCGUGAAGAACCCACGGAAAACGGAACAGCGAUCUUUGCCAGCCAAACACAUCAUGAAGUUACCAUGUACUAUCCGAUGCGUGCAAUUAGGACUAAACGCCAUAAGCUCAUACACAACAUCAACUAUAAGAUGCCAUUUCCUAUUGAUCAGGACUUUUAUGUAUCUCCCACCUUCCAGGAUCUUCUUAAUAGGACACGAAGCCAUAAAUUUUUACCAUGGUUUAAAACAUUGAGAAAAUACUAUCAAAGACCAGAAUGGGAGUUAUAUGACUUAAAAUAUGAUCCAGAAGAAUUAAAUAAUAUAGCUCUAAAGCCAUCAAUGCAGAGCAUAUUCAUUGAUCUGCAACAACGGUUGUUUGAUUGGAUGAAAGUGACAAAGGACCCAUGGCUGUGUGCACCAGAUGGUGUUCUCCAAGAUACAGGAGUUAAUAAAAAUAAUCCUCAAUGUAUGUCACUGGGCUGGGACUCAAUUUUAAUUUAAGAGAGAUUAUUUUUAACUAUUGUUACAUUAACAAUAUUUACAACGUUCUUUUCCUCUCUAUAACUUUACAUUUAUUAAGUAAAUACUCAGAAACAUAAGAUGCAAUAUACUAAUAACCUUCAAUGUAUAUUAAUUAAACUAUAACACAUAUUUUGUAAUUAAUAUUCUACAUAAUAUAUAAAUUUUAUAUAAAAUAUA
Messenger RNA from Odontomachus brunneus, 1789 nucleotides. It is a transcript of the gene Sgsh, whose product is annotated as N-sulphoglucosamine sulphohydrolase. Gene Ontology annotation, biological process: glycosaminoglycan catabolic process; heparan sulfate proteoglycan catabolic process. Gene Ontology annotation, molecular function: N-sulfoglucosamine sulfohydrolase activity. NCBI's taxonomy places the organism in Eukaryota, Metazoa, Arthropoda, Insecta, Hymenoptera, Formicidae. The record is from RefSeq and is a predicted model, not a curated record. Bases 32 to 1591 code for a protein of 519 amino acids. The transcript is spliced from 10 exons.